Molecule: messenger RNA, 12151 nt
Organism: Ciona intestinalis (vase tunicate)
Lineage: Eukaryota; Metazoa; Chordata; Ascidiacea; Phlebobranchia; Cionidae
Product: msx2-interacting protein
Molecular function (GO): RNA binding
Source: RefSeq, a predicted model, not a curated record
UAAAGAUUAUUUAACGGAUCUUUACGAAUAGUUUAAGUUUAUUUGCUUGUUAUUGUAAAGCAGGAAUUAAGAUACACCUAAUCGUAUAUAAUAUAUUUGUCUUGGUGCUUUUUGUCUGCACAAAGUGACAUGUUGUCACAUAGUACCAUCGUUGGUUUUGCGUGACGACGUCAAUAUUUUAAACUCUCUAUUGAAAUUUAAAAUGAGAGAGACACGUCAUUUGUGGAUAGGAAACUUACCACCAAAUUCAAGAGAGGAUAGAAUUUACGAUUAUUUCAAAAGAUAUGGAAGAAUUGAUAAAGUGAAGUUUCUUUCCAAGAGAGGGAGUGAUGGAAACCCUUGCGCCAUAGUUGCUUUUGUUGACAUAAGAUCAGCGCAGAAAGCUCACAAUUCUGUGAACAGAUUUGAUGAAUGUGUGCUGCAAACUAACUACAGUGAGUCUGCUGCCAUGGGAUCGGCUGGAAGCCGGAAGAAUGAUCCGUCCCCAUCUCAUCAUCACAGAUCUCAUCCAACUGUUCGAACAGACUCCAGAGGUUAUGACAGUGUGGAGAGAGCACACAGCGGUGACCGACACCGUCCAUAUCCGCAACCUCAAGAUGCAAGGCUCGAGUUACAUUCUGAUAUGAAAAUGUCACAAAAAGUGCACCGAGAUUCAAGGGGUUAUGAUUCUGGAUCAAACUUUUCAAAUGCUAAAGAAGGAAGAAAAGGCAGCGGUGGUAAAGUUGAGAAACCAGCGAAGAAGAAAUUGAAGAAAAGUUUAGAUGAAAAGAAACAAAAAAAAACAAAGGAACGUGGUCGAUCACCAACAGUUAAACGGAAAUCCGGUGGCAAGAAGUUAACCAAACGUAGUUCUGAUGAUGAAGUCGGAUCUACAUCAACAUACAGCAGUGAUAGUUCAUCUGCUUCUUCCAAUUCUUCAUCUGCAACUUCAUCACGAUCAAACAGCUCUCGUACAUCAAGCUCACACUCAAGUAUAGAGAGUGAUUCAGAAGGUGGACAGAAGUUGGUAACAAUGAUAAUCAAGAAACUACCAACCAGACCAAGUGUGACAAGUUUACGUGACGGUAUCUACCACGAGUUCAAGAAAUGUGGCAAGGUCAAGUCAGUUGUGAUAAGAGGUGACACAAGCAAUAGACACGCCCUGGUUCUGUUUCGUAAUGCAUCUGAAGCACACAAGGGGGUAAGCCAUGCGAAAAGUAAACUGCUGUUUGGAGCUGCAAUAGAAGCUGCCAUAUAUGAAGGCGAAGUAAGUGGUAAAGAGCUUCAGGAAUGUGGAGGUAUUAUUGACGAGUUUCAUCCACGCUCAUCUCGUACGUUGUUUGUGGGAAAUCUCGAUAAAACCGUUGGUUACAGCGACAUCAAAAAUAUCUUUGUGCGAUUUGGUGAAAUAGUGGCGAUCGAAAUCAAGAAGCAAAACAACGUACCUCAGUAUGCAUUCCUACAGUACACUGACAUUGCUAGUGUUGUUAAGGCUAUUGGAAAAAUGGAUGGUGAAAGAUUGGGAAAAAACACACUUAAACUUGGUUUUGGUAAAACAGUGAUGUCAUCGUGUGUUUGGGUGGAAGGAGUUACUGACAGCUUCACAGAACAUUAUCUUGCUAGCUGCUUUCAAAAACAUGGUCCUGUGGAGCACGUGGUGAUUGAUCGUAAUCGUGGACAAGCGCUUGUGUUCUAUCAGAAAUAUGAACAUGCACAACAAGCAUUGAAUACAAUGCGUGGGAGAAAACUAAAUGGCAGCCGUCUUAAACUGGAUUAUGCCAGUCAGGAGUUGAUUGAACUGUUUUUAAACCACAUGCAGAAAUCAGGUCAAAGUGUGACGACCUUUGAGAGCAUCCGUCAUCUUCUUCUUCCUGCUCCCUCCACUGCUGGAUCAGCUCCUACUUCAACGCAUCCAGUUUCCAUGAGAUCCGGUGGAUCCAGCUCAUCAAGUCAUCCGUAUUCUUCAAAUGAUCAAUACUUCGAUGAUCCAAGCUCAUCGCGCUAUCCUCCUCGUGGAUACGAACCUCCGAGGGAGGGAUGGAGAUCAUGGGAGGAUAGGAGCAGGAGUCGACCAGCUUAUCAGGGACUUUCUCCAAGAGGAAGAAGAUAUGAGGAUGAUCAUCAUGAUCGUGGUGAAUACUUCCACCGCGAAGAUGAUUAUUUUCCAAGCACUGGUGCUGCAUAUGAUCAAGAUUAUCGAAAUCCGGAUUAUCUUCGAAGAGAGCACAGUAGAGAAUUUCGAGGUCCUCCAUUGCCAAGAGGAUACGAGGAUUAUCACAGGGAUGUAAAACCUCGGGAACGCAGAGAAAGAGACUCUUUACAUCAUUUAAGAUCUGGACAUAACUCACCAAUCCGAGUACCUCGCAGAAGUCGGAGUACAUCUCCAAGAUCUUCCGCAUCAAGUGGAAGAGGAAGGAUCAGAGAUGCGGAGGGGAAAGUUGAUGUCAGAUUACGUGAGGUGUCUGCUCCAAGAAACCGAAGUCCUCAUCGCUCACCAUGUGCAUGGGAGGGCAAGGGUUCAGGUUCUGAAUCCCGACCUUCAAGAAAGUACAGGGGUGAGCAUCGGUAUUCACCCUCACGUCAUUCCCCACCCGGGUACAGGAGACAAACUGAUGAAAGGAGAGUUGAAUUACGGGAGAUGAAAAGUUUACCAUCGAGCCCUCGAUCAUCAGUGAGGAGUAAAGUAGUUCAAGAUACAAGUAAACAUUCAAGCUCCAACGUAAUCCAAGGUUCACAAUGGAUGAACCAGGAUUCACGACCAUCCUCCCAACAUGGAGGAGGAUCGUGGUCACCAUCCUCCGAGUUUAACCGGAGCCGGAGCGAAACACCAACGAGGGAUGAAAACUUGGGUUCCAUUGGAGAAGUUAUCAUCAAACAACCUGCAGUUGGUUCGAAUAUAACAAGGACGAUAAAGCAGGACGUUGUGGUUUCAAAUGACAGUGAAGAAAAUUCAACUCCAAAAACUGAACAAGGUGGUAAAAAAGUGAAGUCACGAACUACGUCACAAACAUCAAGUGUGUUAUCGGAACGUGAGGAUUUGGAUUUACAUGAAUCGGAUUUAAAACAUGAAGAUAGAAAAGAGGGCAAGCAGUCAAAAAAAUAUAAAGUACAUACAGACUUGCAUAAAGGGAGUAGCGAACAUAAAGACUCUGAACGAAGUGUGAAACAAACUAAGAAGUUGCCGAAUUUAAAGUCGCAUCAUGUCACAUCACACAGCGAUAGUGACAGUGAUCCUAAAUCUAAAAGACAAAAACGAGAAAGUGUAAUCCCUAUUGAAGAAAAAACAACCAGAAACAAACAAAAACAAUUGGACAAAACUGUGAAACACAAAUCGGUGAAGUUGAUUAAACGCGAAUAUUCACCUUCAUCUGAUGUUCCAACUAUGUCAAUGAACGUUAAAGAUAAUACUAUUCGCCCAAGAUCAAAAUCAAAUGACUUACCUCCAUUAUAUAAUGAAGAUUCGUCAAAAGAAUAUCAAGAAAUAGACAUCAAGGACAGAGUUGGUAAAAACUCGGGAAAUAAAAAGAGGAGAUACUCGGAAUGUUUAAAAGAUUCAGAUGUAAAGCACGAAGGGGGUUCAAGUUAUGAAAUUAAAGAAUUCUCAACACAAAGUUCCAUCGAUGCAAAUCCAGAUCCUCACUCAUUCACCAAGAAACGAUCGCGUAAGACAAGUUUAAAACAUGAGGCACCUGCUUCAAUUGCAAGUCAGAGUUUUUUGGAGGAGGGCGAUGACGAUCUAUUGGAAGACAUUGAAACCAAAGAGCCAUCAUCUGAAUUCCCUUCAAAAUUUGUAGUCAAGGAAGAAGUAUUGGAAGUAGAAUUAAGUCCCACACCUGACGAAGGUGCUACUGAUAAAGAUGAGACAACAGAUGCUGAAAAAACUCCUGGUGAAGAUAAAGUGAGUGUUAAGCGUAACUCAUCUCGCUGGGAACCACUGACAGCAAAACCUGUUCCAUCACGAAAAGUUCGAAUGGCUCAACCUUUUAUUGCAAGUCUUUCCAAUCCAUUUGCUGAUGAUGGUGUUUCAACUUUGACCACAGAAGUCACUCAGAUACCAAAACAUGCUGUUUCAAAAGUUUCUAUUGUUCAAGACCAACCUGCACAACCGCAGAAAGGAACGAAUAAUCUAACUGAGCUUCAAAAGGAAAAAGAAAGACUGCAACAGUUGUUGACUAAACUAGAUACUGAGCAGUUGGGAGCUGCGGAAGCAAGUCAAGUUGCAGAUGUUGUUAUUUCAGAGAUAACGCAGAAGAUGAAGAAAGCAAAGAUGAAAAAGAUAAAACAUGAGCCGAAACAAGAAUCUCAAUCGACUUCUUUGUCAACUGAUGUUGACGUUCCUUCAAGUGAUCCUCAUAAAGUGGAUGAAGCAUCGGUUGAAGUGAUAACAGAGGAAAUACCUGUGGAUGUACAACCAGUGGAAGAAGAGGAGCAGAUUAUUGUGGAAGAAGUUUCUGAGGAGGUUGAGGUUGAUCCAAAAGAUGUAUCACCUGUUGCUGAUGCUAUGCCUGCAAAGGAAGCAACAGGUUUGAAAUAUGAAGAUGUGGAUUCAAGGCAAGGUUAUCGUAAGCAAAUGGAGGCUAAGUUAACGCAGAAGAGAAAACAAGAGCAAAAGCAUCUCAUGAAGAAGCAAAUAAAGGCUCUUGAAAAGCAGAAGAGAAGAGUGGAGAGGAUGCGAGGACCAAGUCAAACCAUUGUGUCAUCCAUGGAUGAUGAUAUUGAAGAUGAGAGUAAGAACUUGGAUGAUGAGGAUGAUCACGUGGAUGUUGUGCAUCAAGAUGAUUCUGCUACAUCACUAAAACAUAAGGACUUAAAUAAUGAAGCAUCACUAAUGGAUGUUGAAACUGAGGAGGAAGAAAAUGCAGUAAAGUUGAAUGAAGCUCCCACUGAAGAAAAAACAUUAACAAAUGUUGUGGAAAAGACAGUCCCACUUGUCAAAGAUAAGCAAAAUGUUAAUGAAGACAAUCCAAUGUUGGUAACAAAGAACCUUCCAUUGGGUGUAAAUGAAACAACACCUUCUCAACAUAAUGAAGAUGAAGGCAAACCGGAUGCAGUUGAUGUUGGUUCUAAUCAAAUAGAGCAACCAAACAAAUCGUCAAUAAUUCCAAAUGUUGAGGAAUUGAUAAAAAUGAAGAAGACUCCUCCCACUGUGUCUCCCUUCACUCCUAAGAGCACAUCAUCAGUUGGUCGUCAUUCAUCACAACGUAGCAGUUCCUCAUUGAACAACACUCCUUCACCCACCCCUGCUAAACUUUCAAAGUUAAAACCAGACUCACGUCAUCACCCGCAUGUUAAAAGAGAGAACUCUGGUUCUUCCUCAAGACAUCCUAGUAGUCGACAACAUCAUGAGAAACAUUCAACCAAUUUAAAGAAAAGAGUUGAAAACAAAGCAGCAAAUCAUGGUUCACGAAAUAAACAUAAACCUGAACCAAAGUUACUCACUAGUUUAACUGUGGGAGCAACCACUUGUACAUCUGAGCCACUGAGUAAAAAAGAGCUGGAAACACUGCGUGCCGAGCUUGAGACGAUGAAGAAUGAAUUAUCUCUUGAUAUGUCUCCAAGUUUCUUAUCCCAAUCAUCUGAUGAUGAAGCUAACAUUGAUAAACUUAAAAUGACAAGCCCAAUAUUGAAAAGUCCGACUUUGGAACAAGCUAAUCCAUUGAAUGUGGACAAGUCAUUUGGUAGAAGCACAAUCUCCCCUUCCCCCACUACAUCACCUGCCACUAGCAGUCUUACUGAGAGACUCAAACAUCUCGUUCGAGUGAAGAAAAAGGUUCGAUUGGAUGAUUCUGGAAUUGAUGUUGUGAAGGAAGGAGAGAAAGAAGAGAGAAAAAAGAUUGAAGCUCAACGAGAGAGUAAUUUCAGAAGUUGUCGGUUGUUAAGGUCCAGUAUAUUCGAACAAGAUUCAGCGCGACUCUCCCAUCUACAACGAAAUGCUGAGUUGUUCAACACUGUUACCACAGCCAUCGUUGAACCAAAGCCAUUCUUCUCAAACUUUAUUGACCCGAACGAUUUGGUUAUAAAUCGACCAUUAUUCAACACAUAUAAUGACAAAACAUCACAAAAUGUUGAAGCAAAUGUUCAAACGCCCGAACCGUCCCAAACCACUAUCCAAGAAGCGAGUCUUGCAAAAAACGCCUUUUCUCUCAGCAGUGAACCUGUAGUUCCGGCAUCUGCUGGGAGUAGCUUGGAAACCUUUGCCGGAAAUGCAGUUUCUUAUGUCGCUGCUAACCUAACCACCAAUGAUGAUGUUCAACAUCUACAACCAAACCUUGCUUCUAUCAGUGGCACGCUAGACACUGUUGCUAAAGGAGAAUCAGCUUCAAUUGAAAAAGAAAAACCUGAACCCAACCUCCCACAUGCAGAUCAUGCAGAAGAUUGUUCUUUGCAUCCAGAAGAUAAAUCUUUGGUUCCAGAAGAUAAAUCUUUAAAUGUGGCUGAAAUCAUCCCAGUUCUGGAUGUUGAUCAUGAGGAGCAAAAUGAGAUAAAAACGAUGCAAAAUAUAGUUGAUGAUCAAGAUCAAACAAGGGAGGUUGUAGAGGAAAAUAUUAAAAAAGAUGAAACAAAAGAAGUUGUGCCUGAUGCUCGUGAUGAGGAGAGCUUGUCUAAGGAUGUAAGUGAUCUUCUUCCUAUGACAGACGAGAGUAAAACUGAACAGUUGGAUAUGGUUGAACCAUCAUUGCAGGUCACUGAAAUCUCAUCAGUUUCCAUUGAUCAACCAAAUGUUGUAGAUGUUGCUAAUGUGGAAGUUCCUACAAGCAAAGAAGAGGAGAUUGUACAAACUGAUGCAGAUUCAACAAACCAACCUCCAGGUAUUUUGGAGACAAAUUUGGUUAAGAGUAAAAGUGAAGAUGAAGUGCAAGAUCAACCAUUUGUAAAACUGGUUGAAGAAGAUGAGAAAAUAAUAUCACAAAACCCUCAUGAGAUAGAAGAUGUUGUUAUCGAGAAUAAUAAUAUUAUUUCAACUGAAGUUGUAACAUCAGAUGAUCUGCAUCAAGCAAGUGACACCAAUGUUAUUGAUAUGGAGAUCUCUUCAACGAUUGAUGAAGAUCUAAGCCAAGAAGUUGUUGUAACUGUGUCUACAGUAAAGGAGGAUCCCAAGGUUGAAGCUGCUGAAGUAAAGGCCAUACAGGUAAAAGAUGAGAGUAGUUGGGAUUCUGUUGAUACUAAAGUUCCUGUGGAGAAGGUGGAGAUAAAAGGUGUUGAACAUCAGAGCAAAGCUGUUGAGCAUGAAGCCAGCUUGGAGUCGCCAAUUUGUCAAACUCAAAUAAAAACUGUGCCGAGCAAAAUAAAGUCGAGUGUCAAAAAAGUGGAUUCUUCAUUCAAAACUUCUAUAGAUAAAUCGGAGAAGAAGAUGAAAGAUAAGAUGCUUGGUGAUAAGGACAAGAAGCAUAAAAAGUUAAAGAAGAUACCAAAAAAGGUUCACAAAGACUCAAAAUCUGAUGUGAAGACACAUCAACCGGAUAAAGAGAGUGAUAAGAAUGUGGAAAAGAAGUUUAGUGAAAAAAAUAUUUUAAAAACAGAUAAAAUGAAAUCUUUAUCUGAUUCUGCAAAACUUACAAAACAUGAAGGGAAAGCUGUGGAAAAAAAUCUUAAGUUAGAAACUACAGUGACUGCUGAUGAAGCAAGUAAAACUAUCAAGACAGGCACAGAUGGGAAAUCCAGUAAAGCAUCAAAUGUUGUGGAAACCAAAGUGGAAAAGGUUAAAAGUGAAAUAAAACAGUCUCAGCUGCAGAAGCCAUUACUGAGUGAGAAAAAGGGCAAGUCGAAACUUCUGAGUUCGGAUAAAAAGAAAAUCUUGGAUUUGAAGCAAAAAUCGGACAUCAAAUCUCAAUCGUCGCAAAAGAAACGUGAUGAUGGUCGUGUAGAUAAAGAAAAGAAAUCUUCCAAGUCUUUUAGCAAGACGCAUUCAGAUGUAAAGAAAGUUGAUGAAUCAAACAUUAAACAAGACAAACAUGAAUCAAAAAGUGAAUCUCACCAUGUUCGCUCUGAUGAUAAAGUUAAGUUGAAAUCUAAACAUUUCAAGUCAAGUUAUGAUAAUGAUCAACCUGCAAAGAAAAAGGCAAAGGUCGAGAGCUCCAGUAAGAAAGAAGUUCCCAAGAAGCAAAAAUCAAGAGGACUUUCUUAUUCUUCAGAUGAGAAUUCUGAAUUAGCACAAAGAUCCAAACAAGAGGCAAAACCUACGAAGCAACGGCUAGAGAAACGAGUUUCAAGUUUUCUGCAAGAUACGGUGGAGAGAGCAAUGGAAAAUCCAUCACAAGCUCCAACCUGGAGCAGCAACGUAGAACGAAAACAAAAAGCUGAACGAACACGUGUUGAGGGGAAAAUCGGGAUGAGAUAUUCUGAAGAUUCAGAUUCAAGCGAUAAUUAUGACAGUUUCAUUUCACAAAUGAGUGGUGGCAAAUCUGAUGCUACCAAACAAAGGAAUGAACAACAUAAGAGUGGUCACAUUUAUACUUCAAGUGAAGAUUCAUCUGAUGAUAGUGAUUCUUCUGCUGAUGUCAAACCAACUGUUGUGAAACAACCCGUUCAUACUACAGAUAAAAGUAAACACCAGAAAAAAGCAGUGAUCAAACCACAGAAGGAGCAAAGUAAAGUAGUGAAGAAACUAAAGAAGGGACCAGAUACACACUCUAAAGCUACUGUGGUUAAAAAAGGUUCAUCAUCGAAAUCUGAACUAAAAAAGAAGAUGAAACCAAAAGAAGGGAAGAUUUUAAAGAAACCUAAACAAGAAAUCGAAAGUUCUGAAUUUUCCACUUCUGAAGAUGAACGACCAACAGUUAAGUCGAAAAAAGUAAAAUCGAAAUCUGAGGCGAGUCUAGAUCACAGUGAAGGGAGCAAAACUGUGGACAAACCAAGUAAACCAUCACCAAACCAUGGUCACUCGGCUAAAUUUAGUUCUGAAGUCACGAAGACAAAAGAUGAGUUUAGGGAGAAGUCUGAUAACAAACGAAGAUACAGCUCUUCUUCUGUUGAUUCCUUGGAUUAUCCUCGUCCUCUUUCUUCCUCCUACCUCACAACUGAGACCAUCAAAGAUGAAACUCUUUUGCCACCGGACUACAUGAGCAAGUUACCCUCGUUAAAUGAUCCAGAGAAGAGAGGGAAAUCAGAGCAAAGUUUAAAAUAUGGAGAUGCUAUUAAAAAACAACAUAAAGAAGCUCCUAUAUACACCUCGAGUAGUUCUUCGGAUUCUGAACUUGAUGGUUACCAGCCAUCAAAGUCAGAACCAAACCAACUUGUCAAUAAGGAAGAAAGAUCAUUACUGUUGGGUAAUUCUUCCUCCGACUCGGACAUGGAUGAUGAUAUCUUUAUGAAAAUUGCGGGAGAUGUCUUAAAGGAGCAACAUCCUUCAUCUGAGAACAAACCACAGAAAACAGAGCAUCACAAGAUUACUCACUCGGUCAAAGAGGAUACUCACUCAAACAAACCGUCACCAAAGCAGCCACAUCUUGAUACAACAUCAUUUUCAAAGUCAAGUGUGAAGUCUGAAACUAUAAAAGAUUCAAACACACCAAAGUCAUCGGAUAAAAUUGAUUCAAUGAAAUCCAAACCCACAUCCAGUGAUAGUAAACAUCUCACUUCUUCUUCUGAACAUAAAGUUGACAAAAAAAUUAAAUCUGGUCAGAAAUCAAAAUCCAUCGAAUCAUCCUGUAAGGAUGUGUCGAGGUCAGAUGACAAGAAACACACGAAAAGCAGUCACGAUAAAUCUACUGAUAAAUAUACAAAAUCAAAACAUGGUGACAAGUUGAAAGCAUCUGGUGAUGGGAAGAAGUCACAGGGAUUUAAACAUGAAAAGAUAAUUAAACAAUCUUCUAAAGACAUUGGUCAGAAGACGAAUAAACUAAAGAUGUCGCAAGAUGAAAAGGUUAAGGACAGUGGUUCACCACGGCGUAUCAAACAUGAAGGUGAACAACCUAAACUAAGCUCUUCCACCCCUAAGCUGAAACAACAUUCAAAAUCGAAAGAAGCCGUCAAAGACGACCAACAAGGUCAUGAUAGUCACGCUGACAAUUCAGACAAAGGAGGAAAAAUAUCUUCCAAGCAUCCCAAGCAACCACAUGAUCAACCACCAGCUGGAAAACCUCACAAACGCAGAGAAUCGGAGAAACAUAAGAAACAUGAUCGAUUUCCCAAGUCUGCAACCUCAAAACCUGAACCACAAAGGUCAUUUAAGUCUGAAAAAUUUACUUCCAAAACAACCUUGCAUAAGCAAAACAGUUCCAAGACAAUCUUACAUGAAAAGAAAAAGGAAACAGUUGCUCAAAACCCUCAGGAAGUUUCAGAUUCUGAUUUUGCAAUGCCUGGUAUGAGUUUCUUCCGCAGCGAUAGUUCAGGUGAUGAUGAAGUGAAGAAAUCUUCCUCGAGCAAAACUCUUCAUCCUGCUGAUGCGAAACAGAGAGAAGAACGAAAGCAAUCUCCUCAAGUUUUCGUAAAACCGAGUAACAAGGUUCCACAAUCACCAUCUAAGAAACAGCCACCUUUUUAUUCUCCAUCACAUUCUUAUGAGAAGAGUCAUGAAUCUGAGAAACCAAGUAGCACCAAAUCACAUGAGCAGCUCCUCACUAAAGAUGAUGGUGAUGAAGAUAAGUUAAUGAUUGAUCUUGAUCAAGAUUUAGGAGCGGCAACUUCAAAAACUGAUAAAUCUGUAGCAUCUUCCAAUUCCGAGCCUGAGGAACCGAAAAAGAAAUUUAAGUCACAUGAUUUAAAAUCAGAGUCGGUACCAAAACAAAAAAUGGAUCCCUUGUACAGACGCUCGAGCACAGAGUCCAGUGAUAAGAGUCCAAGACAUCGAAUGUCAUCGUUUGAACAGUAUCAGUCAGAUCAUGAGCGUCGGCUUGAAACUCUCGAGCAUUUAAAGUUAUCGCGGCAACGAGAUGAAGAAGCUGUGAGAUCAAUCAUGGGAGACGAGGGUUCGGGUUAUUUAUCAGCAAGUAGCUGCGAGGUAGAUUUCUUUGGCAACCCGGUAAAAAGUGUGAAAGAAAUUCCUCCUCCAGAUCCCAUGCUUGAAAUCUUGCCAAGCCAGUUUUCACCAGAGAAAUCACCAGUAAAGAGGUUUGCUGAAGAAGAAGAAAAUAAUUUAAAAAGUUCAAAAACUUUGUUUUCUGCUGAAUCUGACACCUCCUCAUCCAAGGAAGAAAAUAAGCCUGCUAAAGAUGUUUCUCUAGAACCUCGAAGUACAGCUGAAGAAAUAGAACUUGCUGCCGCUGUGAGUUCUAUUGAGUUUGGAUUUGGUGAUUUUGGUGGUAACCAAAGCACUGAAACAACUACAAAGAAAUCUUCCUUUGAAAACACAUACGAGGAUAAAGAAGAGGAAAAAGCCUCUUCGGAGGUAAAUCGAUCUUUACUUGAUGUUGGGAACAAUGAGGCAGCGAUGGCAGCAUCAGCGCUGCUCAUGGAAUCCAACACAGAUUUUUACAAACCUGUGGCACCAGAACCUUCCAUGGUGGAUGCGAAAAAGUCGGAGCAAAAACCUUCUCCAAGAAAAUCUUCAGUCCAGUCCUCUAAAAACUCCACUGGUUCAUCAGCCAAGCGUGAAAAACGUCCUCCACACGCUACUAAGAUAUCAAGUCCAUUGAAAGGAAAAAGUGAAGAGAAAAAACAUGCAGAGAUUCCUGUACAUGGCAAGGAAUCAAAGCAUGAUGCAGCAAAACAGCCUGAUGAUGAAUGCAACUUAAUUCUACCAUCAAUCACGGGAUGGUCAUCACCAUCACCAGCUCGUGAUCGUGAAGAACAUCCUCCUGCUUCUAAGAAGAAACCUCGUGUCUCAAAAUCAAAAAAUGUCUUAAAACGAGAGCAUAAGGAUAAGAAUGUAGAAGUUGGUCUUGCAACUUUAAAGCCGCCACCUCAGAACAUGGAACCAUCUGUAGUUGAAACAGUUUCCACAACAUCAAGCCCAGCACGACCAUUUAUCAGAUCACCAAGCGCAUUAUUACAUAACACUGCUGAUGUAAAGAUACCAACCACACCUGACAAUAAACCUGAAAAGUUGUUGAUCAACCAACCGAAACACACAUCAGCUGUGAUUUCCCUCAACAUAACUUCAACAACAACAACAACAACCAGUGCAACAACCAUCCACACACCUCGUCCGUUUGUUGCCAUAUCAACCAACAACACACAAUAUGGUGAGUCAAAUAUUUCAACAAUUAUUUUCCCUGUUUUACAAUAGCAAGGU